Messenger RNA from Trichoderma reesei QM6a, 4020 nucleotides. RefSeq lists its product as uncharacterized. The record is from RefSeq and is a predicted model, not a curated record. NCBI's taxonomy places the organism in Eukaryota, Fungi, Ascomycota, Sordariomycetes, Hypocreales, Hypocreaceae. Gene Ontology annotation, biological process: silent mating-type cassette heterochromatin formation; regulation of transcription by RNA polymerase II; rDNA heterochromatin formation. Gene Ontology annotation, molecular function: zinc ion binding. The transcript has 2 exons. The coding region runs from base 1 to 4020 and encodes 1339 amino acids.
AUGGCUUCACCAAUGCCGGCUCACUCGAGCGGCUGGAACCAACCGCCUGCCGCUGGCGAGACGGUGGACGAGUAUGGUCUGCAGACCAAGUUCAUGAACUUGAAGGUGCACUACACAUUCGACCGAGAGGCCAAGGAAAAAUGCCUGGCCAGAGGCUCUCAGCCGCUGCAGGUCCAGACCGUGCCCGUCGACGACAGCAACACCAUUGGCAUCGUCGACUUGAGGGCGUGCGUGCACGUCAUUGCCGAGUGCAGCCCGGAGCUGACCAACCACGACUGCGACUACACCAUCUACGCAAUCGACUAUUCAGAGCCCGACUUCCCUCUGGUCGGGCAGGGCCUGCUCUCAUGGGUUUUCCAGUCGAUGCGGCCCGACUUUGGCAACUACCAGCCCAAGAUGGUGACAGGCCGUGUCACGAGGAAUAUACUGGGUGUGUUUGGCGGCGGAAAUCGAGAGACCCUGGAGGUCAGAUUGAAGCUGUCUGAGACGACACGGAUCCAGCGUUCUGUCACAUAUGCUCCUCCUCCCGUGGACCAGCAGCCUGCGAGGCCCAUGGAGCAAGCCGUGCCGCCACAUGCCGCCUCAGAAUGGAACUCUCUGAUCCAGUCCAACUCCCAGGGCGUGUCCCAGCAGGCAAACCACAGCUACGGUGGCCCCCCUCCGCCUCCUAUGCAUAACAGCCAUUCACCAGCCAUGGCUCAUGCGCUACCUCCAGGGCCGCCGCCGCCCUUGGUUAGGCAAGGCUCCUUUGGGCCAAGCUACAAUCAGAAUUCGCCCGCCCAAGAGCAAGCCAGGGUUGCUCCCAUGCCUGUCGACACCCAGUCUCAACCAUUGCCCAACAUUCCUGCGCCGUCCUCACGACCAUCUAGCAGAGCGUCGAAUCGACCACCGCGGAGGAAACCACCCACGGGCAGGCCACGGGGCAGGCCACGAAAGAAGCCCAAUGAAGGCAACACUUCCGGCUAUGAGGAUGGAACCGAAGGAGAAGAAGCCGCACUCCCAAAGGAGGACGAGCCCGUCAAAAAGAGGGCCAAGGUGACCAAGGUGGACAAGGCAGACGCGACUCCCUUCGCCGCCGAGCCAGAAUCCCUCAGGGUGGCUGCUAGCAACUCCAGCUCCCUGCGCAACUUCCGGCCUCUUGCCAUCAACAGCGACAGUGUGACAGGUAGCCAUCUGCAGGAGGUCCCUCGAGCUCCCACACCCGUUCCUAACGGUCGUCUCAGGGCUGUACCAGGACGGGAGCCCAGCUCCCUCAAGCGACGCGAAUCCGCGCUGAGCCAGCGGCCUGUAUCAAGCUUUGCAACGAGCGACAUGGGUGGCUUCCCUUCUCCCGGCAUGAUGGACGACGACAGAUCGCCAGACUCUACGGCCCCGACGCCAAAUUACCCCGAGGACAGUCCCGCAGAUAUCGGAUCCUCGCCACCCGUUCAGCAGGCUACGCCCUAUAUGCGGUCCAGCCCACCCCCUUCAAGCCCGGUGCUGCCCCCCAUGCCGGCAAUGGCUCGUCAAGAGCAUAGCAUGUCGGGCAAUGACGUGAGCGAGCUGUUUGGAGAAGGAGACCCGUCCAACAUGGAGGAGCUACCACCGCAACCGCGCACACACAGUGCUCCUAAGCAGAGCGUGCCCGUUCAGGUCUUCCAGCUCCAGGACGGCCCCAGCGGCCAGGAUCUGGUACAUGUUAGGACCUACAAUACCCCUUAUCCUACAUCCAACACACCAGCCCCCACUGAAAGCUCCCUUUUGCCUCCAGCGAGGCGAGAAUCGAGCCGACCACAGCCCAACGCCCAAAGUACAAAGAGGAAGAGGCCGCAGUCGACCGCGACAUCACCAAACUUGGCUCCCACUCCACCACCUACAACCGACGCCAUUGAACGGGCCAUGAGCCCCAAUCUGACCUCCACGCCAGCUCCAAUCCAAGCUCCGACUCCUAUCCCUCUUCCCCAAACCAUUCGCGCUCCUGACUCCAUCCAAGAGCCCAUCUUUGUGCCUAUUCCCACCGCCACAUCUCCCGCCAACGCCGCCGAAGGCCCAGCACCAAGUUCCGCAGCACCACCUCCCGAAUCAUUUGCAACCACGACGCCUACGCCGGAGCUCUCGCAGCUUGGCGAUCUCACAGACGACAUCUUCUACGAUCCCAUAGUUCAGCUCGCCUCUACAUUUUCGUCGAGAGACGAAGCACCUCCGCCUCUCCAACCGCCCUCUCGAUCUUCACAGCCUCCUCAACCGAAACCGCAGAACUCCAACAAACCCAAGCAUCCUCGUCAGCUGAAUCGAUCACAAUCCGCAGGGCCACUCGUAUUACCAUCAACUCCAGCUAGCGAUCCCAUCGGCCCUUCGACCUUGUCUCAGCCUCCCGCCGUCGCCUCGGGUCGCCCAUCCUCGGUAGGGGGCGCCGACAUGCGUCGGCCGAGCUCCAUGGGGCCGCUCGCCUUGCCACUCCCCGAGUCUGCAGUAGACCAUGCGCCCUCGGCAAACCAAGCAGCUCCGGAGGAAUCCUGUCCGCCAAGCGAUGCCCUUCCGCCGCCUUCUUCACCUCCGGCACAGAGGUCCAACAAGAACAUCGUGAAGAAGCAUGCCAUUAAGCAGCGACUCGAAGAGGCGAUCAAUAAUGGGGAGAUGCCCCCCUUCUGCAGCAAUUGCGGUGCCAUUGAAACUCCCACUUGGAGGAAGAUUUGGAUCCAAGAGCGCGACGGCGUCCCAGAGCGUUGUGAAUACUCCGAGAAGCCUGGCAAGAUUACGGCAGUGGAGGUUUUGCAGCGCGAUGAGGACGGCAACCCAACCCUGCAUCGCGUCGUCAAGAAGAGUCUAGCCAUUACCGAUGAGAAGGCCAAGUGGCAGGAAUCCCUGCUUUGCAAUCCGUGCGGCAUCUGGCUGACCAAGUGCAAGACUCACCGCCCCCCAGAUAGAUGGGACAAAGAUGCGUCCCGGCUCGGUCAGGAGCGGCGGAAGAGAGGCACCGGCCGAAGCACAUCUCGCCCGAAGAAGAAUCGUCCCAAGGACGAUGCUCCUUUCAACCUCACUUCGGAAGCGUACUUGACCACGGACGCAUUGGACCCAAUUGCACCCUCAUCGCCGAAGAUGGGCGAGGUGAUUCCGCUCGACACAAACCCAUCACAGAGGACAGAGCGCAUCGGAAGCCAGGACAAAGACAAGGCUGACAGCAACGGCAACGGCAACGGCAACAUUGACCUGGAAGUGCGAUCCCAGCCAGGAUCAUCUCAUUCCCAGGGCAGCGGAACAGCUCAAAGCCCCAUCGACAUUGACUUUGAUGAAAUGGCCGGCAGCACGAAGAGACUGCUGUUCCCUUCUCCAAGGAAAGAAGGAGUGCCGAAAGUGCUUUGCAAUGUUGACAUCAACAUUGUCCAAACUACAGAGUAUCGUCCGGGACAGCACGUCAAAGGAGACCAAGAGAAUGUCGCCCUCGCCGUCGUGGCCGGGUCGCAUGGGAGCACCGGCAAACUAGACGAUCUAGAGGCUCUCUUCAACAGCCCGCUUAAAGAGCGGCCGUCCACCCCACCGCCCGACGCAGCACAUCCUCAGGCCGAGGCUUUCAAGACGCCUACACGACCUACCCCAAGCCACAGGCCCAUCACUAGAAGUGUUUCACGGUCCUUGCGGUCCGCUAAGUCGAUUGUUUCGCCUAACCAGCAUGCUCUCGAGCAGCAGACCCCCACUAAGACGCCAAGGUCCAUGCUGAGAGUGCCCGGUAGCAGCGCCCGGAGACGCAGCCCGCGCGCCCAUCAGGGGAGCUUCGAUGUCUUUGAUUCACCCGUUAGUCGAAGCAUUGUACAAUUGCUUUCGGAGGGCAACAUGCUGGGGACCGGCGAGAAUGAGGUUGACCUCAGCAGCCUGCAAGGCCUCGGGCACAUGGAGGAAAGCUUUGACUUUAGCCUGUUGAGCACGGAUAAUCUGAUGCCCAGCUCGCCGUCUAGAGCCGGGUCUACGGGAUUGACAUUUGAUUAUGACGGCGUCACUAGUAACAUUGGUGACUGGAUGGACAGUGUGAUGAAGCUCAAGUGA